This is a messenger RNA of Cyprinodon tularosa, 4834 nucleotides long. Its product is annotated as NLR family CARD domain-containing protein 3-like. The transcript has 19 exons. The record is from RefSeq and is a predicted model, not a curated record. The coding region runs from base 309 to 4247 and encodes 1312 amino acids. Gene Ontology annotation, molecular function: protein binding. NCBI's taxonomy places the organism in Eukaryota, Metazoa, Chordata, Actinopteri, Cyprinodontiformes, Cyprinodontidae.
AUGUAAGGUCAAACCUCCAUAUUUUUAACCAGAAAAUAUUUAGGAGUAUUCCUUUGAUAGAUUCAAGGGAUUUGGUCAGAUUAAGUUCAAGAGUGAGUUCAUGAAAACAUAAACACAGCAGCAUUAGGGAACAAAGAAUCCAGCUCCUUACUCAGAGCUGCUCUACCGGUUUGAAUCUACCGGUUUCAGCCUGACUGAGACAAACGAGGAAGAUGUUCCCUGGAAUGGACGUUUUCUUAAACCCUGGUUUGGUUUGAGGUGAUUCUCAUGAAAACCAACAGAGAAGAAAGUGAGAACAUAAUUCCACCAUGAGUUUGUCUCAAGAAAAAGAGAGAGCGCUUUUAUCUCCAAAUGACAACAAGGACAGACCUGAGAGGCCGGAUCGAGAAAGAUGUCCAUCCCCAAGCUCUCUGUCCAUAAAAAGCGAAAGGUCUAUGGAUUAUCCUUUAAAGUUCAAACAGUCUGACCAAGGACGAUAUCCCUCCCCAAGCUCUGUGUCCAUAAAAAGUGAAAAAUCAAUGGAUUAUCCUCUGAAGUUCAAACAGUCUGACGUGGGUGGAUGUGCAUCCCCGAGCUGUGUGUCCAUAAAAAGUGACAAAUCUAUGGAUUAUCCUCUAAAGUUUAAACAGUCUGACCAGAACAGAUGUCCAUCCCCAAGCGGUUUGUCCAUAAAAAGUAACAAAUCUAUGGAUUAUCCUCUUAAGUUCAAAGAGUCUGACGUGGGAGGAUAUACAUCCCCAAGCUGUGUGUCCAUAAAGAGCGACAAAUCUAUGGAUUAUCCUCUAAAGUUUGAACAGUCUGACCAGAAAAGAUGUCCGUCCCCAAACUGUUUGUCUGUCAAAAGUAACAAAUCUAUGGAUUAUCCUCUUAAGUUCAAACAAAGCUACCAACAACCAUCAGAGAGUCUCACAGUUCGACAACAACAACUGGAUUCAGUUCUCACGAUGCUUGAGGAGAACAUUGUUGAAUUUAUAAGAAAAGAGCUGAAGACGUUCCAAAGCCUUUCACAAAAUUACAAAGAAACCAGGCAGAGCCAGGGAGAAGAUGCAGGUGAGAAGAGGAGCAGCAAAGACGCUUUUCUAAGCAUCAUUCUAAAGUUUCUAAGGAGGAUGGAGCACAUGGAGGUCGUCCCCUCUCUGCUGAAAAGUCUCCUCAUAUGUCGGUGUGAGGUGAAGGAAAAUGAUGACAUAAAACCAACACCAGAUAGGUCUGAACAGGGAAACAUAAAGCCUAUCCAUUAUCCAGCUGGGUUCAAACAAGAUCAUCAGAACCCAUCAGAGGACUUCAAAACCCACCAAACAACCCUCAGCUCAGUUUUUCAGAAUCUUGAGGAGGAUAUUAUAAACUUUGCCAAGAACGAGCUGAAGAUUUACCAUGAGAUUUUAAACUCAGAUUGCCCCGAAUCCUUUGAGAACCAAGAGGUAGAGGAGGUUAUUUAUGAACAUGAGGAAGAAAGGAAAAACAUGAAGAAGGCGUUUUUGGAAAUUUCUCUUGAAUUUAUGAGAAACAUGAAGCAAGAAGAUCUUGGUCAAGUCCUGCUGAACAGGAGUGUGGUAACCAUGUGUCAGCAUACACUUAAAUCUAACCUGAAGAGCAGGUUCGCCUACAUGUUUGAAGGAAUAAACACAGAUGGAAACCCAACACUUCUCAACCAGAUCUACACCGAGCUUUAUAUCACUGAAGGAAACCCUGCGGAGGUUCACAGUAAACAUGAGGUGAAGCUGAUUGAAAGAGCGUUUUUGAAACCAACCAAACCAGAAAUAACGAUUAGACGUGAGGACAUCUUCAAACCCUCCACAGUGAAAGAUAAACCAAUCCGAACAGUGAUGACAGAGGGAGUGGCCGGCAUUGGGAAAACAGUCUUGACCAAGAAGUUUGUAUUGGACUGGGCAGAAGGCAAAAUUUACCAAAAGUUCCAGUUCAUGUUUCCAUUAACUUUUAGAGAAUUAAACAUAUUGAUGAGGAAAAAGCUUAGUUUGGUUGAACUUAUUCACCUUUUCUUUCCUGAAAUCAAAGAAGCAGGAAUCAACAGCUUUGAAGACUUUAGAGUGUUGUUCAUUUUUGAUGGUCUGGAUGAGUGUCGACUUCCUCUGAACCUGAAAACCGAGGAGAUCCUGACUGAUCCUGCAGAACCCGCAUCAUUAGAAGUUAUGCUGACAAACCUUAUCCGGGGUAGGUUACUUCCCUCAGCUCACAUCUGGAUCACAACUCGGCCUGCAGCGGCACAUCAGAUCCCGCCUGAGUUUGUUGACCUGGUGACCGAAGUCAGAGGAUUCAACGACCCUCAGAAGGAGGAGUACUUCAGAAAGAGAUACACUGAAGAAGAGGAGAGCAGGAGGAUCAUUUCUCACAUCAAAGCAUCAAGAAGCAUCUUCAUCAUGUGUCACAUCCCUGUCUUCUGCUGGAUCUCGGCUACCGUUCUGGAGGAUGCAUUUAAAACCAAGGAGAAAAGAGACUUACCCAAGUCCCUGACAGAGAUGUACGUCUCCUUCCUGGCGGUUUUAUCCAAAGUAAAACAUCUCAAAUAUGAUCAAAGAACAGACACAGAUCCUAUCUGGACUGAGGAGACCAGGGACGUGAUUCAGUCUCUGGGGAAACUGGCAUUUGAACAACUAAUGAAAGGAAACCUGUUCUUCUAUGAAUCUGACCUGACGGAGUGUGGCAUCGAUGUCAUAGCCGCCUCAGUUUAUUCAGGAUUGUUCACUGAGAUCUUUCUGGAGGAGAAAGGGCUCUUUCAUGAGAACGUUUUCUGCUUUGUCCACCUGAGCAUUCAGGAGUUUCUGGCUGCUCUUCAUGUCUAUCUGACAUUCACCAACACUGGAGUCAAUCUACUGUCAGGAGACACUUCAACUUCUACCACCUUUGAGGAUUUAUACCAGUGUGCUGUGGAAAAAGCUUUACAGAGCCCAAAUGGACAUCUGGAUCUGUUCCUUCGGUUCCUCGUGGGUCUCUCACUGAAAACCAAUCAGACGUUCCUGGAAGGCCUCAUUACAGUAAAAGAAACAGGAAGCAGCUCCAUAGAGCACACUGUCCAGUACAUCAAGAAGAAGAUUGGAGAGAACGUUUGCAUUUUGAAGAACAACAACUUGUUUCAUUGCCUGAAUGAGCUAAAAGACUGUUCACUAAUGGAAGAGAUCCAAGCCUACCUAAGACCAGGGAGGCUACCAGCAGACAAACUGACGCCUGCUAAGUGGGCAGCAUUGGUCAACAUUAUAUUGUCAUCAGAGCAAAAGUUGGAGACAUUUUACCUGAAAAAGUACUUUGAAUCAGACAAGGCUUUACUGGGCCUUGUAACAGUGGUCAUAAAUUCCACCAGGGCAGAGAUGAGUUCCUGUAAUCUCACCGAAAUUGGCUGUGAUGGUUUAGCCUCGGCUCUCCAGUCCAAAUGUCUAGUUCUGACGGAAUUGGAUCUCAGUAACAACGACCUGAAAGAUUCAGGAGUGAAGCUGAUCUGUGAAGGCCUGAGCGUUCCUCACUGCACACUGGAAACUCUCAGCCUGUCAGGCUGCCUCAUCACAAAGGAAGGGUGUUUAGAACUGGUUUCCGCUUUAAAGUCCAAUCCCAACCACUUGAAAACCUUGGAUGUGAGCUACAACCAUCCAGAAGAAUCUGGAGUGAAAAAUCUUUUUGCAGCACAAGAGGACCCACAGGUUGCAUUGCAGACUCUCCGGAUCGAGCCGAAUGGGUCGAAGUUCCUAAAACCUGGUCUGAUGAAGUAUGCCUGUGAACUCAUGCUGGACCCGAACACUGCUCACAAGAACCUUAUACUGUCCGAUAACAACAGAAAAGUGACGAUGGGAGGAGAGAAGCAGCCAUAUCCUGAUCAUCCACAGAGGUUUGAUGUCUUGGAACAGCUGCUGUGUACAGAAGACCUUACAGGUCGCUGUUACUGGGAGAUUGAGUGGAGAGGAAGAGUUUACAUCUCAGCAACAUACAAGAAAAUCAAAAGGAAAGGAGAACGUGAUGAGUGCAGCCUUGGAGGGGAUGAUGAAUCCUGGAGCUUGCUGUGCUCUGAUGAUGGUCACUCUGGCCUGCAUGAAAACAAAAUAACUCCCAUCCAAGGAGCUCCUUCAAACAGAAUAGGAGUCUACCUGGACUGGCCUGGUGGCAGUUUGACCUUCUUUGGGGUGAUGUCUGGCAGAGUCACCCACCUUCAGACGUACCACACCAGAUUUACAGAGCCCGUGUUCCCAGCUUUCAGGAUCUCCACUGAGCCGCCAAAUUCAUCUUUGUUUUUCUGCAUUUAGCAGAACAUAUAAGGUCACACGCUCGUUAUUGAAUAUGGAAGGACAUUGCUUUUGUGGCAAAAUAUGUAACAGAGGGCCCAGAUGGGAUUCGAUUCCAGACUCUAUAAUGAAAGACAUGUUCCCUUAUAUUGAAAAGUAUAUAUCCCUUCGCUAAUUAGCCAGGAUGCACGAGGCAUAAUGACAGGACUCCACACUGUCACACAUUUAAGUGAAAAGAUGAUAAUUUUUACAAAUAUAAAUGUUGUUUUCUGAAUUAACAAAAUAGAUAAAAACUUUUCUAAAUUAACACGACAACAAAGUAAGCAAAUAUUAUAUAGUGAAGAGAAAAGCUUGUAGGCAAACAACCGUGCCAUGAGAAGCGCCCAGUGAGCAAGUCGACAAAAUAAUAGUGAUUGCAUCUACAUAACUAAUUCAAUCUGAGAAACUCACAUGAAGAGAAAAGACAAUUAUAAGAAAUUUAUUGACACAAUUACUCUUUGGCGCUCAGACCUCGGCAGGAAACAUAGAGCUUAAGUUUUAUCGAUAUGGAUGAACAGGAGCAAAGAAUAUGGCUUAAACUGGUGGUGGAGUGGAGAUAGAUGAAGUUG